Messenger RNA from Lepisosteus oculatus (spotted gar), 5669 nucleotides. Its product is annotated as A disintegrin and metalloproteinase with thrombospondin motifs 8. The record is from RefSeq and is a predicted model, not a curated record. Gene Ontology annotation, molecular function: metalloendopeptidase activity; zinc ion binding. Gene Ontology annotation, biological process: extracellular matrix organization; proteolysis. NCBI's taxonomy places the organism in Eukaryota, Metazoa, Chordata, Actinopteri, Semionotiformes, Lepisosteidae.
AGCAGCCUUCUCUGGAGGUGCGGAGUGAAAUGAGCAGGAUUUAGCUCUUAUAUUGGAAUAGCUUUAAGGCAACUGCAAUAUAACGUUAGAACACUCGAGACCAAGACUGGUUUUACAGCACUGAUAGAUUAGUAUUUUCGCUGGAUCGAUUAACUUAGCAUUUCAAAUUUCUAGUUUGUCUGUUGAAGUGAAGAACAGUCUAGUGCCAAGAUACCAACCUCCCUUAACGAAAAAGAGAAUUCUUAAACAGUAAUAUAUACCUUUUCACAGUGUCUGUAUGCAGACAUAUUUUAAUAGCUAUAUCAAUCUUUGUUUUAAUAAGAAAGCUGCUUGCUUCAUUAACUCGCAAAAUAUUUCUAAAAAAAACUGUAGUUUCACUUUUACUAUCCCGUGCAGUGAUUUUUUUACUAUCUUAUAAAAUGCGUUUGUGGGUGCAUUUAGCUUUGUUAAUAUUUGCUGUAACGAAUUCUGCACUUUCUGCUGAACUGUUCGAAUCGGAGGAGGUUGUACCUGUCAGGAUAAGCGGAAGAAACAGCGGUCGCUUUUGGAAAAGGAGCGAAGAUCUUCCAAGUUACAAACUUGUCGCUUUUGGCAAAGACUUUGUGCUGAAUCUCACCCCGGAUGAUAGCUUUUUAGCCCCGACUAUUAAGAUUCUCCGAAUCAAAGCCAAAUAUCUUCAUGUGCUUUCUGACCUUGACGCUCCAAGUGCUGAAGCUGAGAAACUAAGAAACAUAAACGAAACAGAAGACGGUGAAGAUCUGAGAAGAUGUUUCUACUCGGGGACCGUGGGCUUCAACCAAGACUCCGUGGUGGCCGUUAGCCUGUGCAACGGCAUCCGAGGAUCAUUUAUAACAGAAGGGGACGAAUAUCUGAUUGAGCCGAAAGUCUCCGGCAAAGGAGCGUCUGAGAAAUCGGCCACGCAGUUACAUGUGAUCAAAAGAAGGGUGCUGGCCAGCACAAAAGGCGAGUCAAAGGUCACAUUCGACCAAAUGGAAGAUGAAAAGCAGGAGAACCCAGGGGGGAGCAUUUUAUUCAAGAGAGCGGCGGAGGCCAGGAGGAUGGCGAGAAAGAAGCGCUUUGUUUCUGCAGCCCGAUAUGUUGAAACUUUGUUGGUGGCAGACCCGUCAAUGGCUCAGUUUUAUGGGGAAGAGAUAAAGCACUACAUACUGACCCUGAUCUCCGUGGCAGCUCAGAUUUACAAACACCCCAGCAUCAAGAAUUCGGUCAACAUGGUGGUGGUCAAGGUGUUGAUUGUAGAGGAUGAGGAGGUAGGGCCCUCCGUGUCCAGCAAUGGAGGCCUGACUCUCCGCAAUUUCUGCUCCUGGCAGCGACAUUUCAACCCGUCCAGUCAACGGCACCCAGAACACUACGACACAGCCCUCCUCUUCACCAGACAGGAUAUCUGUGGUCACCAAAGCUGUGACACCCUGGGAGUAGCUGAUGUAGGAACCAUGUGUGAUCCAACUAGAAGCUGCUCAGUCAUUGAGGACAAUGGCCUCCAGGCCGCAUUCACUGCUGCCCAUGAACUAGGCCAUGUGCUCAGCAUGCCACAUGAUGACUCCAGGAACUGUGAAAGGCUUUUUGGGGACCUAGGGGAGCAUCACAUCAUGGCUCCUGUGUUUAUCCACCUGAAUAAGACCCUGCCUUGGUCCCCCUGCAGUGCACUCUACAUCACAGAGUUCUUUGACAAUGGGCACGGGGACUGCCUGCUGGACGCCCCUGAGAAAGCUAUUCCCUUGCCCACCGGCCUCCCUGGGUUGGCUUAUGGCCUGGAUCGGCAAUGCCAGCAGAUUUUCGGCGAGGAGUUCAUGCACUGUCCCAACACGUCCGAGGCCGACGUCUGUAGCCAGCUCUGGUGCCGGGUCGAGGGCCAGCCGCACUGCACGACCAAAAACGGGAGCCUCCCUUGGGCCGACGGCACGGCCUGCGGCGCAAACAGGUCCUGCCUGGACGGCGAGUGCCGGGAGACGGAGGAGAUCCUGAAGCCGAAGGCUGCUGUCGAUGGAAACUGGGGGGCAUGGGGACCGUGGGGGCAGUGCUCCAGGACUUGUGGAGGGGGAGUGGAGUUCUCCUACAGAGAGUGUACAGACCCCGAGCCCCAACAUGGGGGAAAGUACUGCGAAGGACAAAGAGUCAAGUACCAGUCCUGCAAUAUCCAGCCCUGCGAGGACAACAACGGAAAGAGCUUCAGAGAGGAGCAGUGUGAGAAAUACAACAGCUUCAAUUACGUUGACAUUCAUGGAAAUGUCAAACAGUGGAUCCCAAAAUAUGCUGGGGUGUCGCCCAGGGACAGGUGCAAACUGUUUUGCAGAGCGAGAGGCAGCAGUGAAUUCAAAGUGUUUGAAGCCAAGGUGAUUGAUGGCACGCCCUGUGGUCCCGACACCACAUCUAUCUGUGUCCAAGGGCAGUGCAUCAAGGCAGGAUGUGAUCAAGUGAUUGGAUCUAACAAGAAACUGGACAAGUGUGGAAUGUGUGGUGGGAAUGGCUCUAGCUGCAGGAAAAUCACUGGCUCCUUGAAUAAGGCUGUGUAUGGAUACAACGACAUCGUGACAAUCCCGGCUGGAGCCACCAAUAUCGACGUCAAACAGCGGAGCCACAGAGGGAUCAAGCACGACGGGAAUUAUCUGGCCGUGAGAGCCGAGGAAGGGGAGUACAUCCUGAAUGGCAACUUCUCGGUGUCCACGGUGGAGCAGGACAUACCGGUCAGUGGGGCGGUGCUCAGGUACAGUGGCUCCUCCACCACUCUGGAGCGCCUGCAGAGCUUCCACAGGCUCCGAGAGCCCAUCACCGUGCAGCUCCUGGCCACCGCCGGGGAGGUGUCCCCUCCCAAGGUCAAGUACACCUUCUUCAUCCCCAAGGACGUCUCCUUCACCAAAGUGAAAGGGAAGAAGGCCUCCCCGCAUGUCAUCCAGCCCAUCGGGAUGUCCCAGUGGAGCCUGGGGGAGUGGUCAGAAUGCUCGAAGACCUGCGGCUCGGGCUGGUCGAGGAGGAACGUGGACUGCCGGGACGGUCACGGGCAGCUCUCGGGCCUUUGCGACGGCGAUCUCAAGCCGGCGGACAUCAGGCCCUGCGGCGACAUCCCCUGCCCCAUCUGGCAGAUGGGCCCCUGGUCCUCCUGCUCGCGAACUUGUGGCCAGGGAGAGCGCCGGCGCAGCAUUUUCUGCAUUGACUACGCGGGGAAAACAGUGGAGCCCGAGAACUGUGACCUGGCGAAGCAGCCCAAUCCAGUGUCGGGCGAAUGCUUCUAUCAGGAGUGCUGAGGCAGGGACGAAGGGAAGGAAGGAAGGAAAGCAAAAAGAAAAGAAGAAGGCGAUAGAAUAGAGAACUACUAACGACCCCUGACCGUGCUUCUGAAAAAAGCAGGGAAAUUUCAUAGGUGGAAACUGAAAAAGUGCACUAACUGACCUGAGCGGGUCUGGUUUUGGCCUGUUUGAAAGACUAACUUGACUUUUUUUUUCUUGUUUUCAUUGUUUGUUGCUUUUGUUUCUGUUGGUUUUUUUUAUAACCACUAUUGAAGUUUUUACCCAAUAGAAAUCUACCUCAGAGGUUGUAAAAUUGUUGCCUUCUAUAUAUUAGAUGAAGAUACUGUAUUCAUAUUACUGUUUCAGCAAAGGAAAGACACCUUUGUGUGAGACCAGACACCAUUGGACUGUAAAAUACCUCCACACACCCAUCAGAAAGCUCUGCAGUUUAGGCUAAAGACUGAAUUGCACAUGGAUUUUGAGUUCUGUAAAAUUGCUUUUAACAGCUGGACCAUUCCUGGUGUUUCCAAAGUUACCUUGUGAAAAUAUCGUUGCACGAAACUGUCACUUCCUUCAGCUGCAAGAGAUUGAUCUGUAAUGCUAAUUUCUAUGUAGUAUGGUUUGAAAGAAAGCAAGAAAAGAUACCCUCCAUUUAUUUAAAGCUGUAAUUCUUGAGCUAUCUAAAUGCUGUGAAUUAUUAUCUCCUUAGAAGCUUUCAGAAAUGCGGUAUUGAUGCAACUUUCAAACAUUCAAUCACAAUUUAAUUUUUUUAGCUUAUUAAACCAUUUUCUAUUUUCUGUAGAUGCAAAAUUAGACUUAAUAUCCUCAUAAUGCACAGCUGUAUCAGCUGCACAAUUUAGAACUAUGUAAUUCUGCAAAAGGGCUUAUGUUGAUAUUGGCACUUUUUUAAGCUCUUAAAUCAGCCGCAUAAGAAGCAUGUUACUGCACUUGGUAAGUAAAAGUAAAUGGUUCUUUUCCCGUGAAAUAUGAUGCAAAUCACUUCCCUUAAAAAUAACAUUUAAUUGGCACCACCAUCUCACAGAUCUGGAGUAACCAACCAGACGGUACAUUUUGAGUGGAUACACACUCUGUUUUGUUGUUUUCCACCCAAAACAUACAGUAUCAGAAAAAUACACCUGAAUAUUAAAUGACAGUGUAAACGUAUGGCGUGCUACAACAUACAUAAUCCUUUAUGGAACCAAGUUCAUUAAAAUAACUUUAAUAAUAAGUUCAUUCUCAUUAAUAAUCCUUUAACGGGUAAUACACUUUAAUAUGGAUUCAACGUGUUUUUGCUUCCAUCUGGAAUAUAAGAGAUUUGUACCUAACCAGUUGAUCCUGAAUGAUUGCAUUGACGUUGCAGGUCUUUAAUACUGUAGCGCAUUCGCCUGGCGCUGCUGCAGAAGAGAUUACAAUACAAACUAGUACUGUUUAUGGUAAUGGGGCAUAUAACACCGGUAAGCCCAUUACUUUAAGGUAUGCCUAUUACUUUGUAGCUGCUAUGUAAUUGUUCUACCCUGCUAGCAAAAACAAAAUGCCUUUUUGGUUCCUACAUACACGUGAUCUUGGAAUUGCAAUUUUUAAUUUAUUUUUCCAUGAAUUUAUUUCUUUUUAUUUUGAGCUUUUGGAGAACCCAUCUAUGUUUUUCUCUCCGCCCCCAUUGUGUCCCUGUGGAUAAACUUGAUGUUUGCAAACCUAAAACACACCUGCAUUCUCUCACCUAACAAACCAGCCAGCAUUGUGAAUCCUGACAUUUUAACAUGGUAGUGAACGUGCCUAUGAAACGUGCAGCAUUGUGUGAACUUUUGUCAUCAUUUAUAGGCAACAGACAAAACAAAAUGUUAAGCUUGUCAUAUUUACAACCUAGGCACUGUUGCAAAAUUUUCAGUGUGUGUGGAAAAUCAUUAGUAAUAGUCUUUGAUUAUCAAUUUUCGUAGUGAAUCAGGAAACUGAUUUGUAUGCAUUUAAUGUUGAUUUUUACUGCAUUAGUCUAGGAUUAUUUACACUUAUGAAGUGUAAAAGUUCCAGUAACUUAGAGAAUGACUUGCUCCUUACAGUAUCUGUCAGGAGUCUGAUCUAAUUCAACCCAGUGGAACAGGGUCGGUGAAUUAUUUCACCUUUUCAUCUGUUUGGUAGAAACUACUAACCCAUUGCAUUAGUGUAUUUAAAGGUUAUUCUUACGAUUAGAAGAAAACUGCAAAAGAUGAGGGUAAAGUUUCAUUAAAUAGCUACCAAAGACCUUUAGCGCAAUUUAAAGACAGGUAUGUGUCUACACUGUGAUAGGUUCCUGAGGACCCUAUCCUCCCAAAUAUUGAAGGUAAUGUAUUGCUACUUUAAUUGGAUGUAUUAAUUAUUUACUAAUAUAUUUGGCUGAUUUAUCCAAAGUGAAUUCAAUUUGCGUCCGUUAAUAAAGCUGGGUAUUUGACUGGA